This is a messenger RNA of Scleropages formosus (Asian bonytongue), 9047 nucleotides long. RefSeq names its product nuclear factor 1 X-type-like. The transcript has 14 exons. NCBI's taxonomy places the organism in Eukaryota, Metazoa, Chordata, Actinopteri, Osteoglossiformes, Osteoglossidae. Gene Ontology annotation, biological process: regulation of transcription by RNA polymerase II. The coding region runs from base 2119 to 3795 and encodes 558 amino acids. Gene Ontology annotation, cellular component: nucleus. Gene Ontology annotation, molecular function: RNA polymerase II cis-regulatory region sequence-specific DNA binding; DNA-binding transcription factor activity, RNA polymerase II-specific. The record is from RefSeq and is a predicted model, not a curated record.
AUAUGAAUAACCGCGUGAGAAUGAAAGUGCGGGACAUUUUUGGAAACAUACCAGGUAUUUACUCUCUGGAAAUAGUAUAUAUUUUGUGCACUUGGAUUUCAGAAACAGUUUUCAUGCAUCUGUAUGUAUUUUUAAUCGACCGUUUAUAUGAUGACGUAGCCGUGAUUUGCAGUUGCAUAUGAAUGACCAUCUUUGGCCAAUGUGUAGGGGACUGCACGAGCUCACCGGUUGUUCUCCACGCCGACGGCUGAUGACUGUUGGACAGGGGUUCGAAGGGGCUUAUGAGAAACCACACAAACAAACCUGUCCACUUUAGUGAACAUAAUAUUUUUAAAUUAGGUGCUGUGGCUUCAAAAUCCAGACAUUUUACAGGCGCAGGGGGACAUGGGCAAAUGUAUUAAUAAAGCAUGUGGCUCGCGCGCGAAACUGACAAACGGCGCACUGCCUCGGUGUGAGAGCACACAUGGAUGGUACAUACGUGUUUACAUGUUUAUAUAUACUAUAGGUUUACACACGAACACGCUGUGGUGUUUACACUGAGCAUUGCGUAAUGUACACUCAUGCAGGUAGCGGACAGUUUGUGCAUUACAGUUCUUUCUCAUAGUCGAGGUAAAGAAAAUAUAUGAUGUUAAAGGCUUUUUCUAGAAGGGUGUGUAUAUUCCAGGUGGCUGUAGUGUAGAACGCUGUGGAGAACGAGUGAAAACAGUGUCUGGGAAAUAAUGUUGUUUACUAGAAGACAGGUGUACUCCGGUGUACCACACACUCGAUUUCUGUUACAGAAAAUAAGAUAAUGAAGAUUAUGACUGGACGCGUUUAUUUAACUUUUAAAUAGGUUGCCACGUGUCAGUCAUCUCUUUACUACAUGAUUAUUGUAAUGUAUGGCUCUUAGUGAAAUGGACAGGAGUGUGGAGCGCUCAUCCCACAGAAGGACAUCUUCACCCUUCUUCGUUUUCUCUCUCUCUGACAGUGAUAAACUUUGACACGGGUCUUAUUUUUCCCCAUAACUAAACAUGUUAUAUAUUAAUCUGAGUAUGCGUUUGUGUUUGUGUGUGUGCGCGUGUCCCUCCGCGUCCCGCCCUCGCAGUGACACGGUGUAAUCCCCGCCGCUCGUGAUCCACCCCGAGCCCGUCUAAUGCCCCUAAACCCUCCCAGAUGCUGCCCUGGACACGGGUUCAGCGCUCUUCUCCAUAUUCUCCAUUUUCAUAAGUGCCUGCCCGCUUCUCCCAACGUGCGUGGAGGACAUCCAUUUACACUCACUGUGCCAUAAUACAGUAAUAUAGAUUCAUAUGCAUCCGCCCUGCGUGACCUGCUCAUAAUUUAUCGCUCCUCCAGUCCUUUGGUGCAAUUAAAAGAGAACCGUUUGGUCUUAUCGCAGAGUGUGGAGGAGGUGGUGCGCUGGAAUCGGAGGGGAUCCCUCUCUACUGACACGGGAGGAGUGGAGGGGGACAGAGGAGAGUGAGAGAGGCGGAGGGGGAGGGAGAGAGAGGGGGUGAUGCAGCCUUAAAUUCUAAAAAAGAGCAACAGCUGAAUUGAAGGCAUAUAUACACAUACAGAGCAACUUACUGUCCGUCUAUUUCACUCAACCCUCUCCCUCAUUUCACACUUUUCUGUUUUUUUGUCCCGCUGUUGCUGCUGUUGAGUGCCGUCGCGAGCGCGCGCGGGGAGACACUCGCUCGGGACUCCCGGUGGAACGCAGAGAGCGCGCGCCGCUUCCACGCCGACUGCGCGAGCGGCGCUCCCGAGGGGGAGGGGGGGCCUCCGACGCCGACGCUCGUCUGACAUGGAGGUCCGCCGCGCGCGAAGCCAACAGAAGCGUCCCGAAUGAAGCUGAAAAGCAGCGGCCUCGGAUAAUAACAGUAAUCCUUCUCCUCCUGUCUCUUUCUGCCUUCCGCCGACGACAAGACCGCACUUUGAGAAGAAGAGUGCUCGCCGGGCCACGCGCCGUCCCGCUUCGACGCUCUUUUUUCGCUUCCGGUGUCGGUGGAGGAGCGCGGUGGCGCGCGCUCUGCCCCUCGCCCGCUCGCGCUCUCUCUCACUCAGACCUUUUUGGAAGCGCAACUUUUUUUUUCCAAGGAAAAAUGGGUCUUUGAGACUGUUGGCAAAAUUCCCCGCACCACAAUGGCAACCGAAACUUUUCUGGUGAACGAAGAUCCUUCCAGAGGUCCGGGACUCCCAGAAUGCUUUGUAGUAUCUGAUUCGUACAGGGAUGAAUUCCACCCGUUCAUCGAGGCCCUGUUGCCCCAUGUGCGCGCCUUCUCCUACACCUGGUUCAACCUGCAGGCUCGCAAGCGCAAGUACUUCAAGAAGCAUGAGAAGCGCAUGUCCAAGGACGAGGAACGUGCCGUCAAGGACGAGCUGCUGGGCGAGAAGCCCGAAAUCAAGCAGAAGUGGGCGUCCCGGCUGCUGGCCAAGCUGCGCAAGGACAUCCGGCCUGAGUUCCGUGAGGACUUUGUGCUGACCAUCACGGGCAAGAAGCCUCCCUGCUGCGUGCUCUCCAACCCAGACCAGAAGGGCAAGAUCCGGCGCAUCGACUGUCUACGGCAGGCUGACAAGGUGUGGCGUCUGGACCUUGUCAUGGUCAUCCUGUUCAAGGGCAGCCCACUGGAGAGCACGGACGGCGAGCGGCUGGUCAAGUCGCCCCAGUGCUCCAACCAUGGGCUCUGUGUGCAGCCGCACCACAUUGGCGUCUCCGUCAAGGAGUUGGACCUCUACCUGGCCUAUUUCGUCCACACGCCAGAAUCAGGACAAUCGGACAACUCCAGUCAACAAGGAGACACAGACAUUAAGCCCCCUCCCAACGGGCAUUUGAGUUUCCAGGACUGCUUUGUGACUUCAGGAGUGUGGAACGUCGCUGAGCUCGUCCGUGUUUCACAGACUCCAGUCGCUACGGCUUCUGGCCCAAAUUUCUCCCUGGCUGACCUGGAGAGUCCUGGCUACUACAACAUCAACCAGGUGGCCCUGAGCCGACGCUCAAUUACUUCACCCCCAUCCACCAGGACUGAAGUGGAGCUGUAUGCAAGUCUUCCACGGAGCUCCAACAAGCGCAAGUCCAUUGAUGACAGUGAGAUGGAGAGUCCGGUGGAUGAAGUCUUUUACUCUAGCCGCUCGCCUGCUGCCAGCAGCUCCCAGUCCAGCGGCUGGCCAAACGAUGUGGACGCAGUGCAACACCAUUUGGCGAGUGUGCAGGAGAGGAAGAUAAAACAUGAGAACGAUGGCUCGCAGUUUCCGUACCAUGGACUCUCCUCGCCUGGUUCUCUUAAGAAGCCGGGAAAGUUCGAUUUCAGCGCCCUGUCGCCCCCGACGAGGUCGCCCCGCAUGGCGUUCACCCAUCACCCGCUGCCAGUGCUGGCGGGAGUGAGACCAGGGAGCCCCCGGGCCUCAGCCUCUGCCUUGCACUUCCCCUCCCCUUCCAUCAUCCAGCAGUCCAGCCCUUACUUCACCCACCCCACCAUUCGCUACCACCACCACCCAGGACAGGACCCGCUUAAAGAGUUUGUGCAGUUUGUCUGCUCUGACGGCUCGGGCCAGCCCAGUGCGCAGCCAAACGGGAGCGGCCAGAGCAAAAUGCCGGGCUCCUUCUUGCUGCCGCCACCUCCCCCCGUGGCCCGCCCAGUGCCCCUCCCCAUGCCCGACUCUAAACCCAGCAGCACACCCCCCGACGGCGGACUCACCUUGCCCGCAUCUCCGUCAUACUCCGCGCCAGGGUCCACAGCUCCCAACAGGUUUGUCAGCAUCGGAUCACGGGACAACAACUUUCUGAACAUCCCCCAGCAGAGCCAGUCUUGGUUCCUCUGACAAGACCUGUUUGAAAAAAGCAAUUAAAAUUCUGAAAUGAAAUUGGGAUUGAAGAAAAAACAAUUUGAAGGAAAUUGCCCUCAGACCGUUUUAUACCAGAUUAAAAAUGAAAAAUAUAAGAAUGAUUUUAAGAAAAAAAUGAUGAUAAAUUCCAUGAACAAAAAAUAAAUCCAAGAGAAAAACACUGUUAAGUUUUGAAAGGCAAGAAAUCCAGAGGGGAAGAGGAGGAGAAGAACAAUGACAACAAGAUGGAAAUCCAACCAAGCCCCAUUUCUUUUUUAACCCUGGUGCAGAAAGGUGCGAAGUACAAAAUACUACAUUUUCUAACUGGGUGAUUUUUAAAAUAAAUUCAAAACAUUUUGGAUUUAACUGAAGAAAUAUUAAAUCACUGCCCUCCAGACACUUUGUCCUGAACACACCCAAAGGUCUGCAGUCUUUUGUCAUGAUUUAUAUGGACCCCAGCUAUCUCUACUGAAUUGCUGAUACUCACAGACGCGGCAUUGAUUGGUUUCUACUGAUGUGUUCAUCGCUGAUUCACUGAAAAUGACGUGAUCCAACAACACUAAAUUUUGUUACCAAGAAAAUUUGCCUUAAAAAAGAUUCUGUCCUGUAUGCACUAUUGGAAUUAAUAAGGGACUGCAGAGCUUUGUAACUCAGAAUUUCAAACAAUGAGGUAUAACAAUCCAGUGAACACCGUCUCUCCAGGCAAACAUAAAAUUUGCAGCCAUGUGGACAUUCUGCCAUUCAGAUGAGUUGUACCUGUCCCAACCCAGCCCAGCCCAUCACAGCCAAGGCGUGAUGCACCACGAAGGACAACAGAUGUGAAACAGAGAAAAGGAAGAGAAAGUUACUAAAGCAGAACUCUUUUUUUUUUUUUGGCCUUCCGAUCUUUGUGCCAGAACUUUCCCACUGACCCGCAAAGGUCAGAGACUUCUCCCUGCAGAGCCCAUGGCCAGUGUUCCCCCCUUGCAAAGCCUCACAGUGCUAUUGAGCACACGGGUAGGUCAACACCUCUCAACGUGGGCUCACACAAAUACGGAAAUGGUCGUGCAUCUGGAGUGAGCACAGCUGUACCUGGGCAUGGUUCUGACAUGGCAGAAGAGAGAUCACAUCAUCACGAAGGACCCGAAAGCUCCAGAACCUCCAAGUGUCAGUAUUUCCCUAAAAAGGGUCUCCUUUAAGUUCUUCAUUUCUUUGUUCAUCUCUCAAUGCUGGAUGUUUAUUUGGGUGGAUAGAAUGGCUUUUUGUAGAACCAUUCUUUGCAAUAUUUGACUUUUCUUCCAGGAAAUCUGUUAAUUCAGCUAUCUGUUUUUAACCUUCGGUAAACGACACAGAUACUCAUCUCAGACUUGUUUCACAUACAUUUAGGUUCAUUUGUCAUCCCUCUGGGGAGGGGGGUUGUACAGUGGUCAGCAAGAAAGACCAUUCUGAGCACCUGUGGUCAUUGUCAGGUUGUCUUAGCAAAUAUGGAGAAGAACCAGAAGGUUCCAUUGAACAAUAAUCCCAUGGCACUUCAUAGCACACCCUAUUAGCGCAAUGCCAAGAGGCAUACGGGAAGGACUAGCAUACGGAACCUCCAAAAGCCCUUUGUUCCUCAUGUUUACACAGAUGUUUACAUCCACAGUCACUGGACUCCCAACAGCUGUAGGUGGCAAUGUGGACCAAAAGAGCUGGAUCUGUUUUCAUGGCAUGUUCUUCACAAGGGUUUCCAGCAGUCUUACAGUUGUGCAAAUUCGUAGCAAGCUCAUUUUGGUCAUUUAGGUCCAUGAGCUCUGAAGAACUACUAGUGACACUGCCCCUAGCAGAAUACUUUUACUUUCACCCUAUCUUGGGUCACGCCUUCCCCAGCUCUCCCCACCAUCUAGUGGCUCCUCACUGUUGUCCUUUCUCAGAGAGGUGUCCCAUCACUCUUCAUCCCCCUCCUCUUCCCCUGUCACUUCUCCUCAACAAUUCCAAUUCCAACAGCAAACACAGUCUGUGACAGACACACCUACCACCAGCAGGACCCUGCAUUGUCUCACCAGAGCACACAAAUACAGCGACACACCAGUCACUGAAGUCACCCACCAAAUGCAGCAUGUAACGUGUACACAGCCGUGUGUAGACACACACACACUGACAGGUCACUACAGGAAGGUAAUUUACACUCGUGCUAACAGCAGUACCGGCACACUAUAUUUACAUUUACACUUAUUCAUUUAGUAGACGCUUUUCUCCAAAGCGACGUACAUCUCAGAGAAAUACAAUUUGUGCAUUACAUUAGGAGAAAGAGAGACAUAAUUGCAGACACUACAAAGGGAAGCCUUGAGUACUGGCUAUCCAAGCCGUUUUCCAAAAGCCUUUUAAGUUGGAGGUCCUUUGAAACCGUUCCGUUUUCUGUUUCGUUGUUUAUGAAAGAAGUCAAAGCGCUCACCUCACAAAAUAACUGGACUGCCCAGCUAUGGUUUUCUUUGCAGGGAAAUAGCGCUGGCCCGCAGGGCAGCCUUCUUUUACGUAUCAUAGAAACUAGUUCCAAUAAACAAGGGUUCCCAUGACAACGGAGAUUCUUUUCUAUUACAUGGAAGUGCCUCUGUAUUCCCUUUAUGCAAUUUGUUCAAAAUGAAUUCAGGUUCUUUUUUUUUUUCACAUAUAAGCUAUAGAGAGUGGGGAAAGGGUAUACCAGGGGAUCAUUGGUUUGACCAGGGACAGAUCACUUAAAGAAGAUUGCAAACAUUUAUAUAUAUAAAAUAUAUAUCAAAUAUACAUAUAUAUUUAUGGAUAUAUACUUUUUUGUCUUUUGGGAAAUAAGCUUGAUGGCAGUCUAGUUAUUUUUUGAAGGCCAGCACAGUUAGUCAGUGACAGCUGCUUUUAGGAAUCAGCAUCAACACACAGGUACACACCUCCACAUCCUCCGUGACAUCAACAUCCCAAAUUUCAGAGCUCAAAAUAUUAACGCAAAUUUGGACAAAGAAUAAAACAGCCUCCUUUAUUUUGUUUUUUUUUUUUUUGGAUGGAAAGUAUUAUUAUUGAAAAUUAUGUAUGUCGAUUGAGCCACGUGCAAUGCAUUGGGUAGAUAAUUGUGUUUGUCUGUUAGAGAUUUCUAAGAAAGAGAAAAGUGAAAAAAAAAAACUAUUUUUGUUUCAAGUCCACAAGCUCCGGGACUCUAAAUAUGAGAGCGGAGAAAACUAAUCCCAGUCUUUGUAAGUUUGGGGGAAUUUAUUUUGGUUUUCUUUUUUUUAUUUUUUAUUUGUAAUAAUUUGUUUUAAAACGUGGGAGGGCUGAAGGAACAAUUUUACAAAACAUCAAAAAUUAUAUAUUACUAAAUAAAACUGGUGCUUUUUACGAUAUAAAGUACAUUCAAACUCUAUUAUACAUAAAUAAUAAACAAAAGUAAGUGUUAUCAUAAAGCACAUUUUAGGAAAAAAAAAGCAUUAUUCUUCUUCUAUUCCUCUUUUUGUAUUUAAUAAGGGGGGAGGGGUUCAUUUUCUUCUAGGUUGUGACAAAAGGCAUUUUUCUUCAACCUUUACCCAACUUAGGAAGUGAGCUUGCAAAUUUAGAGCUGAAGAAGCAACAGGUAGAAGAACACAGCAAGGCCUGUUUCAUUUAGUGAAUUCCUCCGUACCAGAAACCCCUUGUAGGAGAAAGAAGCAAAUGGGCAGCUCUUUGAGUUAGCACACCAAGCGGCUCCAGAGCUAGUUAGGACGGAGACGAGCCCGUCUGGGCCAAGGCUGGGGAGCAAAGCCUUUUUUCCGAGCUGCGCUGAUAGGCUUUAGGACCUGAACUCUGUUCUACCCAGGAAGCACUGGGUCGGGCAUCCUGUCGACUGCACUCGACAUACCGAACCCCGCAACAGUCUGAACACCGGCCACCGAAGCCAUCGCAAUGCGUCAUUACCCACCGUUUGCUCUAAACACCGAUCGGAAGUGGUCCAUAGUCACAGCGACAUACAGACAAGAUCUUCCCUGAUGUGGAAGGUGCACCAAAAUAUGUAAACCUGUGGAAAAAUAAAUCUUUCAUAAUAAACACAGAGGAAGAACAAAAGAGAGAUGGCUUGGAGAGAUGGGAGAUGUGUAACGUGAACUGAUUUUUGGUAGAUUUUGUAGAUUAGUAGACUCCCAUCUCAAGACAAGCACAGGAAGCGAGGAAUCAAAGGAGAGAGCUGGCAGCUUUUCAUAUUUGGAAACAAAGAGCACAGAAAAAUGUACAAACCGUGUAAAAACGAAAAAGCGAACCCCCGCACCCCUGAACCCGACACCCUCCACCUUCUCUCUCGAGUCCCCAAUGUAAAUGACUCUUACGUAGUGUUUGGUGAUGUAGUGUAGACUCUGAGCAUUUAAAAGGUUGUCCCUUAAAAGUGCCUUUUGUUCACAGACUCCAUCUUGUAAUCCAGAGCGCCCUUCUAAAAAAACAAACAAAAACAAAAAAAAAAAACACAAAAAAGUCCCCUCCUUCUUACUUGUCUUAUAUGCUCUUCUAGCUUUUCAAAGCCGUAUAUAUAGUACUAAAGGAAAUUGGUGUGAUUUAGUUCUUUUUAUUGUUAAAUGAUAAAAAAAAGAAUUAGAAAAGACAAAAAAAAACUUCCUCUCUUGCUUUCUUUCUUUCCCUUUGUCUCUGUGUCUUUUUUCCUCUUGGACACUGGAGUAGUCUGUAGUCACGUGUCUGUCUCCUUGUCCCCCCUUCUCUGAACGGAGGGGUUUUAAAAAAAAAAAUUGCAAAAACUUUGUCUGAGCAGAAUGCAGUUAGCUCACGUUAUUCUUGUCUGUACGCUUCACAAUGUAUACCAUACCGAUCUCUUCAGCUUCUCCAUUGAACAGCUAAUGUAAAUGAACAAGUUACGCCAGUGAGCUCUUGGGGUGGCAAGGCGAGGCAAGGUGAGGCAAGGGCACCUGACGUCAGGUACAGCCUUCAUUCUGAGGGAGAGGCCUUUAGGCUGGACGAGAACACGUCAGCUUCUCUUUGGUUCGGGGGAAAAGGGUUGCCGAGGCAGCAGGUGACUUUGUCACUUUUAUUUAUUUUCUUUUAUUUUUUAUUGUUUAUGUGAUUUGGAUUUGGAUUGAAUGCUUUCUCGCUGUUGUCCACAAGAUGUUUUACAGAAUUUUGGACGAGAAGAAAGAGGCACAAGGCACAUUUUUAGUGGUUCUUGAGAGCAGCUAUUUAAACUAAUUAGUUCAUGAGACAAUUGAGCACCUUAAAUUGGACAGGCAGCAUGGACGACAGACGGGAGGAGAUGACGGAAAAUUGCAAAAAAAAAAAAACUGUUGACAGACCCAGCU